UUUAACGGCGCUCUUGCAAAAGCACGCAGAAUAAGAGUUUAUUUUCGGCUUUUUCAAUUGUUGACAGCUUAGUGUUUUCAAUGUGCGUGCAGGGGCACCCGCACUCUAACGUGAGCGAGAAAGAAACAAAAGCUACACACCAUGCUAAUCUCUCGCUCUUUCUGGCGGGCGUUUAAUUUUAGAGCGCCCAGAAUUUCGAGAACAAAGUCUAUCAGUCCUCGCGAGGCACCGCCCGAUUCGAUAAACUCCAAUAUUGAUUUUAAAUUAAUUGUUAUCCUCGACCAUGGACCCUGAGACGAUUCGGAAGAAAGGUUCGGCCCUGCUGAAGGACGGUGUCUAUUUAGAAGCGGUGGCAAAUUUUACCAAGAGCAUCGCUCUGGCUACGGACGAAUCCUCCAAAGGUCUCGGCUACGCCGCCCGAAGCGCCGCCCUUCAGGCAACAGGACACUUCAUUCAGGCCAUCGAAGACGCCCGUCGCGCCCUGACACACAACUACCCUGAGAUUCUCAGGUACCAGCUACACCUGCGGACGGCCGAGUGCUGGAAGGCGUUGGGCCGAGUGUCCGAGAGUGACGAGAGCCUUUGCGAGGCCCAGAGGUCCAUUCGGGACGGCCCGUUGUCCGAGAAGAAAAAGCAAGAGUUGCUGGAGGCGGUCAGGGAGGAGAAAAAGGAUCCCAGGUCGGCGCCAGGGCUGAGUGUCCGGUACCUGAAAGCGCCCCCGUUGAGCCACGGCGCCAGGACGGACAACGAGAGACUUUCCAAUGCGGUCGAGGUGAAAAAUGACUCAAAGUUCGGCAGGCACUUAAUUGCGGCAAGAGACAUUAACACAGGGGACGUUUUAGUAGUGGAGGAUCCAGUCAUUUCAUUUCUCAUUGAGACAGAAAAUCUUGAAAAGGGUAAUAAGGAGGCAAUUUGGACGCACUGUUCACACUGCUACAAAAUGUGCCUCACUUUGGAGCCCUGCAAAAGUUGCAAAUGGGCUCUUUACUGCAGCACCGAGUGUGAAGAAUCGGCCUGGCGUGGCUACCACAAGGACGAGUGCCGCAUGCGACGCAAAUACGAUGCCCUGAAGGCCCCGUCCGACCCUGACAGCACCAGUUCGUGGGUGCGGAUCAUGCUGAAAGUGCUGUCCACCUUCCCUGACCCAAAGAUAUCCGAAGCGCUUUCGCUGCUGCCGGAUGUUUUCCCUGACGAGAAAAUGGAGCGCGUCGGAAAAUUGGCGCAGACCUUGUGCAGGGUUUGCUGCGAGGACUGCGAGGAGCAGCAAAGGUUGGCGGGGGUUUGCGUCAGGGCGCUGCUCGUCUUCCAGCGCAACUCGUACACCAUAGACGAGAGCCACGUGGUCCCCUCGGCGGACGCCUUCCGCCUGCGACAGGUCAUCGGCAGGGGUUUGUACCCGACGGUGGCGCUCAUCAACCACUCGUGCGACGCCAAUGUCACCAGGGUGUUUCACCUCGGCACGCAGGUUGUCAAAGCUAUUCGACCCAUCAAAAAGGGCCAACAGAUAUUCGGCAGCUACGGCCCUGAUUACGGAGGAAUGCCCAGGUCGCGAAGACAAGCGAUCCUGCGAGAAAAAUUUUACUUUGAGUGCGACUGCGACCCCUGCCAGUCAAAUUGGCCUCUGAUCGCGACCACCAUGGGAUACGUACCGGAAUUCCUGAGAAAGCCAUCGAUUUUGCCCCUCCUUAGAGAAGUGGUGCAAAAGGUGAUAGUAGGAAAAACUAUUCAAGGACGCAAUUACUCGGCAAUCAUCAACGAGGAAAUUUUGAACAAAUGCUUGGCCCUCCAAAAAUUGUACUUUGAGGCGGGAGAAUCCAGGGUCGAUUGGAUUUACUUUUUCACUGAAAAAUUCAUCGUCAGCAACUUUGACCUUUCAGCUAAAAUAUGGGUGGCUAACAAAGGGGAAAUGGGAGAUUCGUAUUUGUCAGCGUUCAACGAAGAGACAAUUUUUCAAGCCGAUUGAAACAUACGGACAUUUGAAGAGUCAAAGAUUUGCCUAAUUUAAUUUUGAUUAUUUUGAAAAUCAAGAAGAACAAACUUCCAUCAAGAGCAAAAAUAUUACAAAAAUCGGCAAAAAUUUUUAAAUUUAAAUAAAAAUUGUAAAAUUUUUCAUUUUAAAUUUUAGGUUUUUAAAAUUUACAUUUUUUUUAAAAAUUUCUUUCAUAUGACUCACAAUCAGUCAGACUGGCUGCGUCUUUAAUUACUAUAAUUUUUUUUUUAAUUCUUUAAUAUUGGCUGUUUUAGAGCUAAUUUCUGUAUUGACCGAGAAGAAUAAAUAGUAAUAACAAAAAUAAAUGAAUAUAUCAAAUGAU
Molecule: messenger RNA, 2312 nt
Organism: Neocloeon triangulifer
Lineage: Eukaryota; Metazoa; Arthropoda; Insecta; Ephemeroptera; Baetidae
Product: SET and MYND domain-containing protein 4-like
Exons: 5
Coding region: 284-1963 (559 amino acids)
Molecular function (GO): protein binding
Source: RefSeq, a predicted model, not a curated record